AUGCAUGCAAGCACUAUCAGCUCGGGCAACAGCACCUCUCCUUUUAGAGACACUAGCAGGGCAGAGUAUAAAGCCACAACACUUUCCCCUACGAGGAAUAAAGAGAGCUCUUCAUUGUCAGGAUUAGCUGAUGAUACUGCAUCCACCGCCUCGGGAAGUUAUGGGGACCUAGACGAAGAACUAGGAUCUAGCUCCAUUCAUAAACCGAAGAAACAUUCCCCAAUGCGCGCAAGGCAGAUUGGAUGGCAGUCUCGAACAGUAGAUGAAAAUGGGAGCCCAAUACCACGAUUGCCGGCAGUCCAUAAUUUUCAUAACAAGAGUAGCCCCGAAUCCUCUGAGUCGAGGAAAGAAAAGGGGCGAGCUUAUAUUGAUCUACCAAGUUCAGUUUCGUUCCCACAGCAUCCUCAGAAAGAGCAAGGGGGUGUUGCACUCAAUUAUUCGGCCUGCAAACCUUUGAUAAAUAGCCCUAGGGAUGGUUUAGCCCACAGACGUGACCAUGAAAUCCCGAGCAACUUGGGUACAAAGUUGAGACGUGGUCGUCAGUAUAACAGCUCACUGAAGACAUCCGACCUAUUUUACCCCAAAGGAAUGUGCCAUGAAAAGCUCGAAGAGCCACAGAGCCCAGUAACGAUGGCUCAAAAGAGGUCAUUAAGGUUGUUACUGGAACGACUGAAAGCUAAUAAAACCAAGUCAGCAUCACAAAAUGUAAAGAAACGUCCUUUGAUCAGUGUCAGGAAUUCGCAGCGGUUCAAAAGCAUGGGCAAUGAUGGAGAUGAUGUGGACACCGAAGUGGAUACUGAUGAUGAAGGCUCAACGCCACCUCGGCGGCAGGAAUGCCCGGAGCAUGUGGAAUAUCGCGAGCUAGAAUGGGAGAAACGGCUCCGAGGAAACUAUAGGGGCGGCAGGGAUUUACUGCUUAAUACUAGCAAACGCCUUUCACAGGAAUUAUGGGACAGUGAGAAUAAGCUGUUCCAUUCUGUAGACAUCUAUAGAAUUGGUUGUAACAGUAUGAUUGAUCAGCUGGAAGAAAUACAUUCUGAAAAGCUUGACCAAUGCGAACAUACCCUCAGACCGAUCAAGAAAAGGUUCCUUGGGAUGUUUGAGAAUUUCUCUAAGAGGUUGGACAAUGACCAUAGGUCUAUCCAGGAGACAUCGGCAAAUCUUCUUACCAGCAAGAAUCAAAGAAAAAUUGCUGGUAAGAUCGAUGCAGCAAUUGAGGAGUAUAGCUCCAAGCUAGCUAGGGUGGCAAACGCAUAA
Messenger RNA from Microsporum canis CBS 113480, 1257 nucleotides. RefSeq lists its product as uncharacterized. The transcript is spliced from 2 exons. NCBI's taxonomy places the organism in Eukaryota, Fungi, Ascomycota, Eurotiomycetes, Onygenales, Arthrodermataceae. The record is from RefSeq and is a predicted model, not a curated record. The coding region runs from base 1 to 1257 and encodes 418 amino acids.